AUGGCCCAAUCAUCACCGAAAAACGACGUUGACGCGAAGCCGCCCUGCCAUCCCCGUGCUUGCGCCAUCCAAGACUGCUUGACGCGAAACAACUACAAUGAGGCCAAGUGCCAGGACGCCGUCAAGGCGCUCUACGAGUGCUGCAACGCCUUUUACGAACGCUACGGCGACGAUGCAAGCACGCCCAGCUGUCCCAAGCCCAGCCUGCUGCGUCUCAAGAUGAAGCAGCAGAGUGAAGGCAAAUAG
Messenger RNA from Purpureocillium takamizusanense, 246 nucleotides. It is a transcript of the gene CMC4, whose product is annotated as Cx9C motif-containing protein 4, mitochondrial. Gene Ontology annotation, cellular component: mitochondrial intermembrane space. The coding region runs from base 1 to 246 and encodes 81 amino acids. The transcript has 4 exons. The record is from RefSeq and is a predicted model, not a curated record. Lineage: Eukaryota; Fungi; Ascomycota; Sordariomycetes; Hypocreales; Ophiocordycipitaceae.